AUGUCUCCGCGCCGAGCAGCCCGCAGCACCCGAACAGCCGACGGAGCUCCGAACACCCGUAUCCCGGGGAUGCUUAUGCUGGGGGUUCAGCACAGAUCUCUCUCCUCCAAUCAGAUCCGUCAGCUGGUCUCGGAGGUGGAUGUGGAGCGUCUGUGGUCGUCCUUCCUCCGGCCAAUGCUGAUUGAGAGAACGCCGGGGAGUCCCGGGAGCCGCCUGGUGAGAGAGGUGAGCGCCGAGCGUACGGAAGCCGGGGACAGAGCUUCCCGUAUGAAGUCCGAGCCGCCAUAUUGGAACGUCUAUAACCGCACAAUGACACGCGGCUUGUUAGGGUUUGUCCCUGAUGGGAGGGGGCGGGCCUUUGUUGGGGCCACGGACUCGGCGGUGCCCUGCGCUAUGAUCCUGGAGCUGGUCACCGGGCUGAACGGUCGCCUUCAGCAGCACAAGACCAAGGGAUCUCCGCUCACUCUGCAGCUUUACUUCCUGGACGGCGAGGAGGCGUUCGGAGAAUGGUCAGAGACCGACUCGCUGUACGGGGCGCGCCACUUGGCGGAACGUCUAGGGGAGGAGCCAAUCCAGGGAGGAGGCGGGACUCAGCUGGACGCCAUUGCUCUCUUCGUUCUUCUGGAUUUGUUGGGAGCGCCGGAUCCUCUGAUCCUCAACCACUUUGCUGAGACAGGAAAUGAUGUCAUUCUUCUUCCUGCAGAGAAGCGGCUACAUCACCUGACCCUCCUGCGGUCUCAUCCCCUGGAGGUCUCGUACUUCCACCCCGACCUGUACUACGGAGCCGUGCAAGACGACCACCUUCCCUUCCUCCGCAGAGGUGUUCCCGUCCUUCACGUGAUCUCCACCCCGUUCCCGGACGUCUGGCACACGUAUGACGACACGGAGGAGAACCUUCACCGGCCGACGGUCACCAACCUGUGCCGGAUCCUGGCCGCGUUCCUCGGGGAGACCCUCGCGCUCUGA
Nanorana parkeri is the source of this 966-nucleotide messenger RNA. RefSeq names its product glutaminyl-peptide cyclotransferase-like protein. The record is from RefSeq and is a predicted model, not a curated record. The coding region runs from base 1 to 966 and encodes 321 amino acids. Gene Ontology annotation, molecular function: glutaminyl-peptide cyclotransferase activity; zinc ion binding. The transcript has 7 exons. Lineage: Eukaryota; Metazoa; Chordata; Amphibia; Anura; Dicroglossidae.